AUGGCGCCCGAAGUUGUGGACGUGGUCGUGGUCGGGGCUGGGAUCAGUGGCCUCCGGGCUGCAGGUCUUUUGCAACGAGCUGGCUUCUCGACCGUCGUCCUCGAGGCGCGCUCCAGGGUGGGAGGAAAGAUCUUGACGAGCGAUCGAGAACCGGGCAUGACAAUCCGACAAGAGUACGGCGCCGCUUGGAUCAACGACACCACACAGGACCGCAUCUGGGCCCUGGCGAAGGAGUUUGGUUUGACGCCAGUGAUUGCCAACUCGGAGGGAAAAGUCGUGGCACAAGACUUUGGUGGUAAUUGUGUCGAGUUUAUGUAUGGCAAUACCCCGGAGUACUCCUCGAGUGUCGAUUCGGAAGCAUGUGUGGCGUUGAGAGAUUUAGUGGAAAAGAUCACGACCCAAAAUGAUGGGCCACUUCAGUCCGCAGCGUCCCGUAAGGAACUGGACGGGAUCAGCUUCGAGGCCUGGCUGGCAAAGGCCACGAACCACAACGACAGAGCCUGCGCCACGGGCAAGGUCUGGACGCACGCCAUCAUCGGCUGCGACCCGGGCGAGGUCUCUGCCUUGUUCUUUUUGGACUACCUGCACGCAGGCUUGGGGAUGAUGUCGAUACGAAGCGAUAAAAAGGACGGUGGACAGUACAUGCGGAUCGCAGAAGGCAUAUCAGCUUUCCCAGAGCGUUUGGCGCAACAGCUCAAGCCAGGCUCUCUGAGGCUCGAAAGUCCCGUGGAAUCCAUCAGGGAGAUUCCGGGAUCUGGCCUGACGUGCGUGACGAUCAAGGGAAGUAGAGGAGUCUCGUGCCUUGCGAAGAGAGUCAUCGUCUCCGUCGCCAGUCCCGUUUACCGUACCAUCGAUUUCUCACCGCGCCUCUCGCCGGCCAAGAAAACCUACGUGAAUUCGACGAGGUACUCUGGCUACGUCAAGUGCCUGGCCGUCUUCAAGGAACCCUUCUGGGAGGCCAACGGGUACUGUGGCCUGGCGCAGUCCUUCACAGGUCCCGCGUCGGUGUUUAGAGACACGGCCGUCGAGCGAGGCGACAACAAAAAGGACUACGCGCUCACCUGCUUCAUCUGCGGCAACUACGCGCGGUCCUGGUCGGCGAUGUCGACCGAACAGCAACACAAGAAGAUCCUGGAACAGAUCAGUCUGCUGUUCAACCACGGCCGGGACGUGACGCCGCUGUUCGUCACCGCCCUGCAGUCCACGUGGGGCGACGAGCAGUACAACGGAUGGGGGUGUCCGAUCCCGACCCUCGGCCCGGGAGUCUUCAACGAGUGUUUCGACGCCUUUGCCGCACCGGAAGGCAAUCUGCACUUCAUCGGCAACGAGACCGCCACUCGCUGGAGAGGCUACCUGGAUGGCGCCCUGCGCACGGCCGAAAGAGGUGUCGCAGAAGUGACAUUGGCACUGAGCAAGGGGAAGGCCGCGCUGUGA
This is a messenger RNA of Exophiala oligosperma, 1434 nucleotides long. RefSeq lists its product as uncharacterized. The record is from RefSeq and is a predicted model, not a curated record. Bases 1 to 1434 code for a protein of 477 amino acids. Gene Ontology annotation, molecular function: oxidoreductase activity. The transcript is spliced from 2 exons. NCBI's taxonomy places the organism in Eukaryota, Fungi, Ascomycota, Eurotiomycetes, Chaetothyriales, Herpotrichiellaceae.